Callithrix jacchus (white-tufted-ear marmoset) is the source of this 1224-nucleotide messenger RNA. It is a transcript of the gene RNASEH2A, whose product is annotated as ribonuclease H2 subunit A. NCBI's taxonomy places the organism in Eukaryota, Metazoa, Chordata, Mammalia, Primates, Cebidae. Gene Ontology annotation, molecular function: RNA-DNA hybrid ribonuclease activity; RNA binding. Gene Ontology annotation, cellular component: ribonuclease H2 complex. The record is from RefSeq and is a predicted model, not a curated record. Gene Ontology annotation, biological process: mismatch repair; DNA replication, removal of RNA primer.
GUCCAGGCGGCAGGAGCGUCAGGGGCGUGUUCUGCGCGUGGAUUGGUCGGAAACAGACGCCGCCGCAAGGCCCGCGGAAAACGCGCGCUGAGAUCGGCUCCUGUGGACUUGGUUCUUGGAGCUGGUGGCGGCGGCCAAGGUGGCAUGGAUCUCAGCGAGCUAGAGAGAGACAAUACGGGCCGCUGUCGCCUGAGUUCCCCUGUGCCUGCGGUGUGCGGCAAGGAACCUUGUGUUGUGGGCGUCGAUGAGGCGGGCCGGGGCCCGGUGCUGGGCCCAAUGGUCUACGCAAUCUGUUAUUGUCCCCUGUCCCGCCUGGCAGAUCUGGAAGCCCUGAAAGUGGCAGACUCAAAGACCCUAUCGGAGAGUGAGCGGGAAAGGCUUUUAGGGAAAAUGCAGGAGGACGGGAACUUUGUGGGCUGGGCGCUGGACGUGCUGUCUCCAAACCUCAUCUCUACCAGCAUGCUUGGGCGGGUCAAAUACAACCUGAACUCCCUGUCCCAUGAUACAGCCACUGGGCUUAUACAGUAUGCAUUGGACCAGGGCGUGAACGUCACUCAGGUAUUUGUGGACACCGUAGGCAUGCCAGAGACAUACCAGAAGCGGCUGCAGCAAAGUUUUCCCGGGAUUGAGGUGACAGUCAAGGCCAAAGCAGAUGCCCUCUACCCUGUGGUCAGUGCUGCCAGCAUCUGUGCCAAGGUGGCCCGGGACCAGGCGGUGAAAAACUGGCAGUUCGUGGAAAAACUGCAGGACCUGGAUACUGAUUAUGGCUCAGGCUACCCCAAUGAUCCCAAGACAAAAGUGUGGCUGAAGGAGCACGUGGAGCCUGUGUUCGGCUUCCCCCAGUUUGUCCGGUUCAGCUGGCGCACGGCCCAGACCAUCCUGGAGAAAGAGGCAAAAGAUGUUAUAUGGGAGGACUCAGCACCCGAGGAUCAGGAGGGACUUGGGAAGAUCACAUCCUACUUCUUCAAUGAAGGGUCCCGAGUCUGUCCCCGUGCUUCCCACCAGUAUUUCCUGGAGCGUGGCCUGGAGUCAGCAACCAGCCUCUAGCAGCUGCCUCUCCUCGCUCUACCUGUCUCCCUGACCCAGACAUUAAAGUUGUUAAAGGAAAACCACAUGUAGGAGAUCUACUUUUGGGGCAGAGCGAGGUGGGAGUGUGCUCUGCAGCCGGGUCCAGCUGCUGCCUUUUGGAACCUAAUUAGAAUGAAUGUUGGUUGAUUGAUUUCA